AUGUCUUAUUAUGACAUUGACGCCAUCUUGACAGAUUCACAGAAAAUACCAUGUACUUUCGAGCUCGAUGUCCCAAACCUAGGAUAUUUAGACAACAAUGCGGGGCAUACACUCAAGAAGGGCACACGUGUUGAUCUGCCACUAUGGCUCGCAGAAAUGUUGGCUGUCUCCUCUCCGAAUUCCACCAAGCCCCUGGUGACUGUUGAUCUCCCACCGUGUCUGGCUCCACGCGUUAUGAACGCAUUGAAAGCAGAUCCGAAAUCUGUAGACUUGAGGGCUCUGGCGCAACACUUCUACGGACUUGGGUCACGAAUAUUGGAAUUGUUUGAGGAAGAGGAAGUCUGCGAUGUGUUGAUGGAGACAUUCAGGACACGCGCCGCAGAGAUCAGUGAUCAUGCAAGCAAUGCUGGUGCAAGUCAAAGAGGCGGAGGUGGAGGAGUUGGCAAUGAUGGAGUGGAAUUUCUACGAGGACUGGAUGAGACGGAGAGAGGGCUUUUCAGGGCCGCGCACGACAGCUCGAAGUCUAUGAGAGUUUGGAUGGGAGAGAUGAAGAAGAAAUGA
Molecule: messenger RNA, 561 nt
Organism: Mollisia scopiformis
Lineage: Eukaryota; Fungi; Ascomycota; Leotiomycetes; Helotiales; Mollisiaceae
Product: DNA replication complex GINS protein psf3
Exons: 2
Coding region: 1-561 (186 amino acids)
Biological process (GO): mitotic DNA replication initiation
Cellular component (GO): GINS complex
Source: RefSeq, a predicted model, not a curated record